Messenger RNA from Leptidea sinapis, 7747 nucleotides. RefSeq names its product 5'-nucleotidase domain-containing protein 3 (gene Nt5c). The transcript is spliced from 9 exons. The record is from RefSeq and is a predicted model, not a curated record. NCBI's taxonomy places the organism in Eukaryota, Metazoa, Arthropoda, Insecta, Lepidoptera, Pieridae. The coding region runs from base 400 to 1935 and encodes 511 amino acids. Gene Ontology annotation, molecular function: 5'-nucleotidase activity.
UUAUCAGUGAACACUGAACCGCACUGAACAGUGGGCUUUAAUAUUCAUUAUCCUUUUUUUAGUGUCCGGUGUCUGCUGUAGCGCAGUCUGCAGACUGCAAAGUUCAGCGAAUAUAAAUAAAUACGCAUGUGAAUAUUAUUCGCACAGAAACGAACAUAUUAAUUGUGCUAAAAUAAGUUUUUACGCUCUAUGUUUUAUACCAAAUGCUUGCCAAUUUCAUAAAAAUGAUAUUGUCGCUUAAAAUAUGUACCAUAAGACGCGAAAUUCACCUUUAAAAAUUCUCAUAAAAAUCUUGUUUUCACGUCACACUCAAACGGGUUUUACGUAAGAUUCAAAUAUUUCUUCUCUGCAUAAAAGUUUAAUCUUAAAACCAACAGUGUAGGUAAUUUGGUUUUCGCCAUGAGUAUCUUUAAUUUAACGUUCGGGGGACUGAUGAAAUUAAAACGUGUAUCACAGAAAGAUAUUACGUCUUGUUAUGUGAUAUGUUUUAAAAAGUUUUCAACUCGAGAACUUCUUAAUGAAGCUUAUUGUCGGACAAAAUUGAAAUGCAGGUCUAAGAAAUUACCUCAAGAUGUUAAUCCUCAAGGAGUAUUUGCUUGUAAUGAACUUGAUCUUUCUGAGGUUAAAGUAUAUGGAUUUGACUAUGAUUAUACCUUGGCCCAUUAUAAACCCAGCAUGGAGCAUUUGCUUUACAAUUUGGGCCGGGAUGUCUUGCUGGAUAAAUACAAGUAUCCAGGUGAAAUAUCAAAACUGGAGUACAAACCAGACUUUGCUGUUCGUGGAUUACAUUAUGAUAUUGAAAAAGGAUUGCUUUUAAAAUUGGAUUCAUUUCUUCAAAUUCAAUUUGGUGCGGUGUACAGAGGUCUGACACCUGUUUCAACUGAAGAAGUAUUACACUUGUACAAAAAUAGGAUUAUACCUAUAGCCUAUGUAGAGGGUGAUACGAGGGUGCACAAAGCAAAUAUGGCAAAAAUGGUUCACUUAGCUGAUUUAUUUUCCGUACCGGAAAUGGGUUUACUUUGCAAUGUUGCGGAGUAUUUUAAUCGAAACCAUAUCGAUUAUCACCCAGAAAUACUAUUUUUGGAUGUAAAGAAUGCAGUACAAAGCUGCCAUCCAGUCAUGCACAAAAUUGUAGCCAAAAAUGUGGAGGAGUACAUUAGACCCAAUUCAGGGAUCAAGAAAUAUUUUCAACUUUUAAAAGAGAAUGGAAAAAAGUUGUUCCUCGUGACGAAUAGUCCCUACCAUUUUGUGAAUGCAGGCAUGGAAACUUUAGUAGGACACGAUUGGCGAGACUAUUUCGACGUUGUUAUUGUGAAUGCGAAUAAACCAAAAUUCUUCACGGAGGUCUCACGUCCUAUAAGAGUUUUUGAUAAAAAUGCCAACACGCACAUUUGGGAAAAAGUAACAUCGCUAGAAAAGGGAAUUAUCUAUUAUGAGGGUACAGUGAAGCAGUUACAAGACCUCACCGGAUGGAGAGGCCACCAGGUGCUGUACUUCGGUGAUCAUCCGUACAGCGACCUUGCUGAUGUUACGUUGGAGCAUGGCUGGCGAACUGGCGCUAUCAUUAAUGAGUUGACGCACGAAAUAAAUACAUUGAACACGCAGUCGUUCAAGGAGAAUGCGAACUGGUUGCAAAUGCUCACACAGCUCAUAGAGGACCACCAGGAUUUCGAGGACCCAGGUGCGAUGGAGGUUAUAGAGAAAUGGAUGACGGAGAGAGAUUAUUUGAGGAAUGCAACUAAGUCUGUGUUCAACCCUCAGUUCGGCAGCGUGUUCCGGACGUAUCACAACCCCACAUACUUCUCGCGCCGACUGUUCCGGUUUGCCGACAUCUACACCUCAAACAUCCGUAACAUUAUGAACUAUUCACUCACGCACACAUUUUACCCACGGCGUGGUGUUAUGCCACACGAAUAUGGCUCAUAUUUCGUGUAAAAAUGUAAGAUAUAACUUAAAAAUGCACUGCACACUUUUUUUGUGUAUGUUACAAGUAGUUUUGUAUAUUUUUACACUGUACAGGUAGGUAUGUAGUUACAAUACAAUUAGUUGUUCCGAUGUAGUGUUUUAAACUUCUUUAUAUAUAAUUGUAUUAUUUUAUAUCGAUUAUUAAUCAAUUACUAUUGUAAUCUGAGUAUAUUUCGUAAAUCAAUCAAUAAUUGUUAAGCAGUUUCAUCUAAACAAUGUCAAUUAUUUAAAUGUACCGACGACAACGAAUUAUACAGUAAUAAGACAAAUACAAUAAUUUUAAAUAUAUCGUCUAAUGGCCGCUUUCAACUCCAGAUCUCUAGUUUAUGAUUAAUUAUUUAAAAUUUAGACUUUGUCAUCUGUCAAUCGAUCCUAAUUCUGCAUUUCAAUUUAUCAAUUUUAAUUUCCGAAUCAAUAAUGUCUCAUUAAUAAACGCAAUAUAAAGUUACUCCAAGUUUAAAAUUACUUCUCCCUGUCAUGUUAUUCUGUAGUGACAAAGUUAAAAUGAAGACCAAAGGUUUUAAAUUUGGAAUGACUUAACUUCGCAUUUAUUAAUAACACAGUUAUAGUAUAGAAAUCGCUCAUCUGUCACAUUCGUACAAAUAUCAAGCUAAAUCACAAAUACUUCAUCCCAUAUAUGGAUUGUUCCAUAGACUAUUUAUUGAAAUGCCAGAAGCAGGGGAAUAGUUUAGAAAUCGGCCAUUAGUAAUGUAAUAAUUAAUAUCGGAAUCAUCAUAUCGCUGACUGAAGGUUUUAAUUAUAAUUCUGCCGUUCCUUAAAACUUGCCAGUAAUAUGUAAAAUCAUUAACCUCUAGUCACAUUGAGUGUGUAGAUACAAUAUCAAAACAGAACUAGUGUUGCCUUAUAUUAGAGAUACGCUAUGAAUGUGCCAUUGUCAUUAGAGAAAAUAUGGAUAGCUGGGAGGCUCCUUUGUACAGGAUGCCUGCUAGAUUAUGUACCACAGCGGCGCCUAUUGCUGUCGUGAAGCAGUAAUGUGUAAGCAUUAUUGUGUUUCGAUCUGAAAGGCGCCGUAGUUAGUGAAAUUACUGAGCAAAUGAGACUUAACAUCUUACGGCUCAAGGUGACGAGCGCAAUUAUUGUAGUGCCGCUCAGAAUAUUUUGGGUUUUUCAAGAAUCCUGAGCGGCACUGCAUUGUUAUGGGCAGAGCGUAUCAAUUACCAUCAGCUGAACGUCCGGCUCGUCUCGUCCCUUAUUUUCAAUAAAAGAAGCUAGGAAAAUAAUGAGUAUAUUAUAAACUAUAAGUUAUAAUUCAUUCUAUGUAUCAGUAAGGACAGUAAUUUCGGUCUAAACUGGGGUUCGGUAAAUUCUGGGUAUUUUCUUUAAUGGCAUACCGUAGUGUUUGUGUAAAUAAUUGUAGUUAAUAAGCAAAAUAUCUGCCAAUAUUCUAGUCAGUUUAACUAAAUUAACAACUUAGUAAUUGAAAUAAUCUUGUAUAUAUGUAGGAUAUUUAAUAUUAAUGAAGUCAACACAAGUUAUGUAGUACCGUGGAGCGUCUGAAAUAUUUUACCUAUCUGGUCUGUAGUUUCAUUUCAAUAUACAGGGUGUAACCAGACAACCUCCGAAUGAGGGUUGAGGAGAGCUCCCUAUACCUGGAUCAUAGCUAUUGGCAUAUUAGCAAGAAGGUUCUCUAGUUAAAAUAAAAAAAAGUUCAAAGUGUAUUGUAAACUUUUCUAGCCAGCAUUGUAAUGCUAAAUACAGUUCCUACGAAAUAAGGGUCAAUGCCACUUGUGCAACGUUUCUAAUGCUGUGAGCUGUUGGAGCGAAAUAAAUUCCUGUUUUUUGUUUUUUUAUAACUCUAGGGACUGUCGUCAUCAUCAUCAUCAGCCGGAAGACAUCCAAUGCUGGACAAAGGCCUCCCCCACAGAUUUACACGACGAUCAAUCCUGCGCUGCCCUCAUCCAACGUAUUCGGGCGAUCUUGACCAGAUCGUCGGUCCAUCUUGUGGGGUGCCUACCAACACUACGUCUCCCGGUACAUUGUCGCCAUUCGAGGACUUUUCUGCCGCAACGGCCAUCUGUCCGUCGAACUAUGUGCCCUGCCCACUGCCACUUCAGUUUCGCAAUCAUUUGGGCUAUGUCGGUGACUUUGAUUAUAAAUAGUUACUAGGGACUAUAAAUAGAGAUAAUUAGACAGCAGUCCUAAGUGCAAAAGCUGUCUAGCCAAGAACAAAACGGUCUCUCACGUAAUCCUGCAAUGUGCGGGGGUGGCCAGCCAACGGGCAAAAACCUUAAUGAAUACGAGGUCGCUCCAAGAAGUCUGCGAACACCCCAGGAGUUUUCUGAACUUUUGAAAAGAGCUGGGCUGGUUGGAGUAACUGGCCAAUACUUAACGCAAAUCUUAGUGGUUUAAUUGCGGAAAUAGGCGCACCUAUACCAUACCAUAGAUAGCUAUGUUCAUAAACGGACUGCAUUGCAUUUUUAUUGCAUAAAAAUUUAAAAUAAUCUGCAUCACAUAAUUUUUUAUUUUGGAAAUUUUCAGUGCCAAUAUAUUCAGAAUCGUGGUCAAAUUGCAACUCCCCACUUUUAGGACUUAGUUGUUUUACACCCUGUAUAUCAGUGUUUUAUGAUGGACCAGUAAGAGUGCUUUUGUUAAAUCUCGUGGUAGGCGUAUUAAUAAGCAAGUUUGUAUUAUUCUAGAAUGCUGAAACAGUGGUUAUUUUCUGUAUUAAUCGAACCCAUUUCGACCAAGAUGAAUGAAAGACCAUUAGAAACAAUGAUGGUUAUUAAGUCAUUCAAAUACAGUUUCCAGUCCUAGUCAAGCCUGACCGAGUCAAGUCCAAGGUCUAAACAGCUAUAUAAAAAUUUGCUUAAAAUUACCAAAUCUCUUUAUUGAUAUUCUAUAUACGUUAGUUUAGUCUAUUGGUUAUUUUUAUGUCAUAGCUUCUUCCAUUUGACCGCAUACAACGAAGAGCGGCUCGAAUCAUCGACGAUCAAGUCAUCUCCGAUCGGCUUGAUUCUCUAGCAUUGCGUAGAGAUGUGGGUUCUCUCUGCAUCUUCUACCGCAUUUAUCACGGGAAGUGCUCAGAGGAGCUGUUCGGGUUAAUUCCAGCGGCCUAAUUCCACCAUCGGACAUUACGUGCAAAGUACCAUCCGCAUCACGUAGACGUCUGGCAUUCCACAACCGCGCGUUUUGUUCGAAAUUCCUUGCCUCGCACAGCCACUCUUUGGAAUCAACUACUUAUCGAACAGAUACGACUUAGGGACCUUAAAGAAAAAAGCAUACUCCCACCUUAAAGGCUGGCAACGCAUUUCUUGACACACCUGUUGUUGCGGAUGUCCAUGGGCGGUUGCCUCACCUCUCCUCAUCCCGUGAGCCUCUUGCCCGUUUGCCCCCUCUCAUAUAAAAAUAAAUGACAGAUAUUAAUAGAUCUUGGACAGUGUAAUGUGUCACAUUCUGAAUAAUUUCUUGUUAAUAACACAAUUUUGUAUAAUUACGGAAUUAAUUCAUAUGGAUAUUACUGGGUCCAUAAGUUGUACGUUCACAUAACUAAAACAUUGCAAAAAUAUAGAAAAAUAUGAAAUCCGAAACCUCUCCGCUAUGCUCGCGUCUCGCCUCACUUGACGUGUUUUAAUUUUCAAACUAUUCGUUAAAGGCUCAUUAUAGUUUGGAAAAAAUAUAAUUUUUUAAGAUUAUACUAUACAUUUACAAGUCCAGGUUUGAUAUAUUAAUUUAUAUAUUACAUUGUUUUAAUCUAUUCUACAUAUACCCUUUUUGUAUUUAUACAAUGUAAUGAAAUGUUUACACAUAGUGUUGUAGAUACACAUAUAUUUUUUCGAUGAUUAAAUAUUAUAGAAACAAUCAUGUCGUUCAAUUCUCAACAAUUAGGUUUUGUAUUGAUAAGAGGAAAUUGGUUCCCAUUCUAUUGCAAUAAGUUUUUACAGAGACGAUAAGCACUCUGUUAAUUUCUCUUAUGUGACAAGACUUCAAGUUAUAUCAAGAGUGGGUAAAGACCCAUUUACCGUUUUUAUUUGUAACUAGCUGACCCGACAGACGUUGUUCUGUAUAUAAUAAAUAAAAUAAUGUUUUUUAUGACAUAAUGAAAUUUUUUCACAGCAGAACUGUCAAACCGUGCGUCAAUAAAUUCUCUCAUAGAAAAUAUAUUCAUACAAAACAAAUAUUGGAAAUAAAAAUUAUUGUUUGAACGAAAAAAUGACGUUUAAAGUAGGUCAAAAUCGCGCCCAAAUGAGUCGGUUACAAAAAAUGUACAUACAGGUGAACCUAAUAAAAAGCGUGUAAAAAUUUGCACAAAACUUGAAUACAUAAUUUUAUAGUUGGUUGUCAAAUGUCAAAUAUUAUAGUUGCGAAAUUUUAUUUGUGACAAAACUUAAGAUUUAUCAAUCUACAUAAAAAUAAUCUGAUAGAUUUAAUCUACCAACUAUAGUUAGCUAAAAUUAAGUUUAAGUUUAGAGACAGUUGAAAGAAAAUUAAAAAUUCUUUCAAUUUGAUUUCUGAACGACGGGGGACACAUCAAAGGAAAAACAAAUUUGUUGUUUUUAUUUAAUUCAGAGCAUUUUCCUAUUUAUUUAGUAUGAAUUCUGUUCCAAGUUUAAAGUCAAAUAAAUAUUCUUUAUUCAAAUAGUCUUAAACUAAGCGCUUCUGAAUAGUCACUAUAAAUAUUUCUUAAACUUAAACUACGUGUUAAAUUUUGGCACAAUUUCAAUGAAGAAACAUGACAAAGGAAAGAUCGUUGUUUCUCUUAUGCCGGAUACAGAUAUUACGAACGAAUGCGAAAGAAUCCUAUGAAACGAAAGAGAAAGAGUGUGUGUGGGUGUAGCCAGUGAAAGAAAUGGAAGAACUAUCACUGGUUUUCGUUCGCUGUAUGUAGAAAUGGCCUUAAUGAUGUAUGCACGUACCCCCUUAUUCAUAAUAGUCUGCUAACAUAAAGCAUUGCUAAUUCGCGAUCUCUCUUCUCGCUAUUGACCUAAGUCAGAAUGAGAAAAACACUCCUUAGUGGCUGUUUAAAGUUAGCGGAUCAUUAUGAAUAAGGGGGGUAGUAUAUAAACCAUAGAUAUAGAAUACCACCUGAAGAAGCCAGAAGUAAACUGUAAUCUAUGUCAGUUAAUUAUAAGUAAUGUAUGUUUUUCUUUAUAAGCGACGUCUAUUAAUAGCUUAUAAGCAGUGUAUGUUUUUUACUUAUAAGUAAACUAGCUGUCCCGACAGACGUUGUUCUGUACAUAAUAAAUAAAAUACUGUUUUUUAUCAAUUUAUCAAUAAUAUUUCAUAACAUCAAGAAUUAAUUCGUAAAAUAUGCUCCCUGUUAUAAUGAAAUUGUUUCACAGCAGAACUGUCUAACCGUGCGUCAUUAAAUUCUCUCAUAGUAAAUACGUGCGUACAAAACAAAUAUUCGAAAUAAAAAUAAUUAUGGGUCCCAAAACGAUAAUAUAAGAUAAAACGAAAAUAAAAACUAUCUUAUCUCUCAAGUUGGACUAAACUGCACUCCAUGAAGUAAUUCCCAUUAAAAUCCGUUCAUUAGUUUAUAUAUAUUAAGAUGUAUGUAAGCUACUUAUAAGUAAUUUUUGUUAGUCACUUAUAGUCGGAGUAAAUAUUAUAUUUUACUCUCAAGAAGCUCAAAUUGUAUCCACCUAUAUACUCAGCUACACAGAUGUGUUCAAUGUAUCGUUCCUUGUAAAUGUUAGUCUUAAAGUUGUUUGUUAUCUUCUCUCACUGUUACAGAUAGAUAUAGUAUGAACUGUGUGCCCUUUCGUGAUAACAUAUGAUCGUGCCAUCAAGUAAGACAAUAAAUAUUAUUGAGAAUUAACAA